AAUUAACACCUAUAAGCGUAGUUUUUAUUUCAAAACUCAAGUGAAGGAAUGUGAUGAUGUGGGACUCUCCCUACACGGAUUGGAUUUGGUCCCAUUUGAUAAAAUUUUGCAAAGAGAAAUUAGUGAGAUUGAUUUAGUUGGUAUGUUAACAGUCGCUAUUAUUGUUAUGUACUUUUAAUUAAUCUUCUUCCAUUGAUUUUUUUUUGGGGGGGGGGGGGAUUUAGAUAAUAUCAUUACUUAAUUUACUAAAUAAAAAACCAUAACGACAUAUGUGAUUGCGGAAGUGACCAAAUUAAAAAGGGAGAUCCCAUUGAUAUGUACGUCCAAAGACACUACACCAAACAACAAGUUACCUCUCGUGUUACAAGACUUGAAGACAAGUUCGCUAAGCAGAUGAUGCGUAUUACAGGAGAAAACAUUGAAGGACCCAUUGCCAUUGUUUUGCAGUUUGCACAGGUCAAACUUUGGCGAGGAAAGAGGACUGCUGAUAAGUGGGAAUGUCGCACCCCCAAGAGAACAAGAAUUUCCAGAUGGGACGAAGGAGACCUUGCUUUAAGGGAGGCACACCCCCUUUGUCAUCAUCAAGACAUCCUCAUCACCCAAAUCUUCACCAAGCUGGACUGGGAGGGGCAGGCUGCUGUGCAGAUGGUGUGCAAGCAGUGGCGUAGGUGGGCCAAGUUGCGGUACCGCCUCCCAUACCACUACCCUCAAGGAUUUUUUUUAAAGUGUUUUAUUGUUGUUUUGUUUGCCAUGGAAUGUUAAAUACUCUGUUUUUUGAGAGCCUCAACGGCUAUAUUUUUGUAAAAAGCUAACUGAAAUGAAUUUCCCUUUAUUUAAUUAUUGGUAAAUGGUAAAUGUAACUGUUUUUUUGUCGUUUAGUGCCUUUUAUUUAGUUUCCUUUUAAUUUAAUUGAAUUUUAACGGCCGUUAGUGACGGAAAACAAAAAGCAGCGUUUUCCAUCCAUUUUGAGGGACCUAAAUGCUCCUUUUGAAACU
Messenger RNA from Spinacia oleracea (spinach), 995 nucleotides. RefSeq lists its product as uncharacterized. Gene Ontology annotation, molecular function: protein binding. The record is from RefSeq and is a predicted model, not a curated record. The transcript has 4 exons. NCBI's taxonomy places the organism in Eukaryota, Viridiplantae, Streptophyta, Magnoliopsida, Caryophyllales, Amaranthaceae. The coding region runs from base 316 to 762 and encodes 148 amino acids.